ACAUGGUGGGCACCACUAGCCAACUAUUGGUCAGAUAAUUGGUGGCUCUGUUAUCAGCCAUUUAUUCAAUUCAUGGAACGUUGGCAAUCUAUAGUGAACAAGGCAUUAACCAUUGUUACCCAAAUCAACAAGAACCUACAGGUAGGUGAUGACUUUUGCUUUCUCAAAGCUCUAGUUGGCUAGUUUAUAAAACCCUUGGAAGGUCCAGGAUAUAAGGAGGAAAUCUGAGCUAAAGAUGAAAUGUUUGCCCUGGGUCACUUGCCUGAAGCUAUUUAAGAGGGAGGAGAGACCCUUUCUGUCUUGUGGGUAUCCCUUGGUCUCUCUGGGGCUGCAAGGAGGUGGAGUAGGCUAGGAAAGUAGGGGGUUCUCCCUUUGGUGUGUGCUGUGGCGGUGUUAGAUGCUCUGUCCUGUCUCCCAUCUAACUCCAGGAAGAUUGGACAGAGCCAGCUAGGGUGGCAGCUAGAUGGAACAGAGCUUGCUGUCCCCUCUCAACCUGCCUCUUCCUAGGAUGGAAUCUUAGUUCUGGGUGACCUGGAGGUCAGGGAAGGACUGAGUCCCAAGCAGGCUCCAAGGUACCUUCUUGCUCCUGGGACCAGGAACCAUCAGUUUAAUGAUACUUGGGGGGUUAAUGAUAAAAGAUUUAUUUGAAACCACAAUGCUUAGGUAGAAGCAAGGGGAGGGCCUGGGUUCUGAGUCCACCAGAUACACCAUAGGCCUCCACCUGGGCAUGGGGAGGACAUCCCCCACCUGAUGGUGCCUGGUGGGGUUUCUGAGUGGGCUUUUCCAUAGUCUGAGGUUUACUUUCCUAAUGGCACUCUCACCCGAGGAUCAGCUCUGCCAUCAGACUGCUGAAGCCAGUUUCCUGCAUCCACGGCCCAUGUUCCCUUUCUUUGCCUGAUUCCCACCGCCAACACCUGCUGUCCGAGCAGAGCACUGCUAGUCCUCUUCCCCCUGAGUCCCUCUCUGGACAUUAAGGGCCAUGUACAGGAUUCCUGGACAGUUCCCCCUGCCAUGUCACACAAGCUGCUGACAUUGUCAUGGAAAAGAGAAGCACACUCACUGGCAGAAGAGUGGGAGACAUAGAGCAGUACUAAGAGCAUCCGUCUCAUCUCUGCCAUCCCCAAAGUGAACUGCAGCAGACACCAUGGGCAGCUGUGAAAACACAAUAUCCAGUGGCACAGGCUUUUCCUCUCGUCCCUAAAGCGGCAAUCCCCCCACUGCGUCAGAGGCCCUGCCUCUUUCCUUUCCCCUGACAAAGCCUUCAAAACGUGGGAAACAGACCUGUCACGUCCCAAUUGCUUGGUUCCAUGCAGUGAAGGGCUCAAGGACCAGCUGCCCAGCACCGAUAUUGUUAGGAUUGGGAAGAUGGCCCACAGAGAGGAGGCAGCCCCUGUGUGUCAGUUUUCUCCUCGAUCCAGCCAGGGUCCCCAGGCUCCCCAGAGAGUUGGGUCUCAGAAGAGGGUUGUUUUUUGACUCAUGGAACCUGACCCCUUUCUUAACUCUGUAGCCAUAAAAUGCUGCUGAAAGUAAAAGCAGGGUUUACUGCAAGCCCACCCCUGGCUUUGCCCAUCCUGCCACACUCAGCUGGCUUAAAUGAUGCUGGCAUUUCUUUUCACUGCUGACCACUUAUACUUUUACAUCAUAACCGCCCAGUUUGUAGCUCUGUUAAUUUGUGCAAUAACCGGACAAGGCAGACAAUAUCACUGUCCCCAUUUUACAGAUUCAGAAACUGACAUUCACACACAGAAACCUGCCCCAGGUCACACAGCUGCCAAGUGGUGGAGCUGGAAUUUGAACUGGGGUACGUCUGAGUUCAAAGCCCACACGUGUCUCCCCACCCACCAUGCCAUCAGCCCCACUCUUGCCUCAAACUGUGCACAAUAGCCGUUCUCAGUCACCAUGUUCCGCUCAUGACACUGGAUGUUUCUCGUCAGGAUGGCUCUCAGAGUCUUCUGUGAACUGCUACUGCCGAAGGAGAAAUGAACUCACUCUGACCUUACACAGCAGAGCUCAACAGAGGGAUUCCUUCUACCACCUUGGGAAGAAUGUUCCAUUGUGGCAUCACAGUUACCAUGGUAUCACCAAGCAAAUGUCUAGACAUGGAGACCUAGGAGGAGCCAGGAUGAAAAGCCUGCCUGUUUCCUAAACUUGGCAAGGCUAUUCUGGAAGCCUGGCUUUCCCCAAGUCUGGCUGAGAAGACAUCCUUUUUGCUAGAUCACAAAGCCCUGUCCCAUUGCAGCCGUGGUCUGUCUACUUCCGCAGCACCCGCCCUGUGUCUACACAACUUUGUCAGACUGGAUGGAGGAAGCCCACGACUAAACUGAGUCUGGUUUUUCCAAUCCCCAUAAGCAUUCUUACAUUCUCAGUGUGGUUUCCUGGAGCCCAGUUUUCCCUAGCCCUUUGGCUUGACGGUCCCAGCGAAGCCACCAGACUGUCGGCUCUGCCAAACCAUAGGGUCAGAUGGGAUCUGCACUCCAGCCACUGUUAGCAGCUUUGGUUUCAGCACAAAUGGCAGGACUCAAGAGAGCUGUUGACAACAUUGUGAUGAGGGAGGGAAGACAAUCCUGCAGCCUCUUCAAGUCCUGGGAGCCUUCUCACUUCAGCAGCAUUAAAACCACGCAGACACGGACAGAGCGAGCGAUUGCCUCGCUGGCUGCCACCCAGCCUCUUUGCUCGCCCCUCGGGACCCGCCCGGCGCAGCCAGUGGACGAGGGACAAAUCAUCGCCCCCACAGGCUGUCUGACCCUGAAGGUAAUAACACUCAAAGAAAUGGCAUUGAAUUCGAGAGCAAAUUCAAGGCAUCUGCCAUGCUUGUGCUAAACAUCCUCUUGUUUCCAAGUAAGGGAACGUGACGGUCAUUUUCUGAACGGUCUGGGAUUUUAGGAAGAAAAUGAUUCAAGAAUGCAGCAAUCAAGCAUUCAUGCGGUGGUUUGUGAUAUUGGCUGCACAUGAGAAUCAUCUGGGGGCUUUGAGAAACCUCCGUGUCCUCCCUGGUCCCACCCCAGACCAGCUGAGUCAGAUGCUGAGGGGCCUUGGCUCCCCAGGUGGUUCCAACACGCAGAGCACGAGAAGCUCGAGAAGCUCGCUUCCUGACAAUUCAGGUGGAAACACCUUCAGCUGCCAGCACCGAAGCUACUCAACUUUGCAGGAAUACACCUGUAGGAGGAACCAAAGCCCUCCCAAAGGACCCUUCAGCUGUUGUGCCGGGAAAGCUCUGGGCAAGCUCAGUGGUGGGGGGGACAAGACGCAGGUGAGCCAGGCUCCCGUUCACUCACCCGCUACUCAUCUGUUCACUUAUUCACUCCAUGUUUCUAGGGUCCCCUCUGUGCCAAACCCUGGAAUGGGCCCUGGGGAAACCAAGUCAGAAAGAAGGCCUGGUGCCUCCCUCAGAAAUCUCGAAGUCUGGCAACCAGGUGUGAGACGUGCUCUGGAAGAAGCCAUGGGCUUUCAGGGGAAGGAUCCUGUCACCUAGGUCACCUAGCCUGGCAGAGCAGGAGGAGGGAGCAUCCUUGAAGACAGCUUUCCGAAGGAGGGGACACCUGACUGGAGACAUGGUGAUGGACCAGAAUCUCAUGGACGGGGUGUGAACCCAGGAGACUGAGAAGGGUACUUGUUUUUGUGUUGGAGAUCAAAGUGCAGCAAACUGAACAUUUCAAAUAUGAUAAAGGAAAGGACUCUCCUGCAACUACCUCUCCAUAGAUGCCUAACUAAAGGUUCAAGACUGGUGUCUCCACAGAGCUGCAGACCUGUCUAGUGGCUCCUGGACUCCGUGGAAAUCUCGAGCGCGGUUCCUAAUGCGCCCCGCCCCUGAUCACGUGGGACCAAGUCCGCAGACUGUCUAUUGCUUCUGCCUGGGCCGGCCUCCUGGAUCGACUGCUCCAGUCUGGCGCGUCCCCGGCGCGGGAAAAGUUUCAAUUCUGGCUAGCUGUCGCAGCGACCUCCUUACCCUUCACAACCCGGGCCUGCCUCCGCUUUCUCCUGCUUUUUACAUCCCGGACUCCUAGCCUCACACGAGUGGAAGCGGAGAAGUUGAAGCCGCCGCCGCCGCCAUGUCCGAGGCUUAUUUCCGGGUGGAGUCGGGUGCACUCGGGCCUGAGGAGAACUUUCUGUCGCUGGACGACAUCCUGAUGUCCCACGAGAAGCUCCCGGUGCGCACAGAGACCCCCAUGCCUCGCCUCGGGGCUUUCUUCCUGGAGCGGAGCGGAGGUGCCGAGACUGACCACACGAUUCCUCAGGGCUCAAAGCUCGAACUCCCCCUGUGGCUGGCAAAGGGACUUUUUGACCACAAGCGGCGGAUCCUUUCUGUGGACCUUCCCAAGAUCUACCAGCAAGGUUGGAGGACCGUGUUCAGCGCCGAUGCCAACGUGGUGGACCUCCACAAACUGGGGCCGCAUUUCUAUGGGUUUGGCUCCCAACUCCUGCAUUUUGACAGUCCAGAGAAUGCAGACAUCUCCCAGUCUCUCCUGCAGACAUUCAUUGGACGUUUCCGCCGCAUUAUGGACUCCUCCCAGAACACUUACAAUGAAGACACUUCGGCAUUGGUAGCCAGGCUGGACGAGAUGGAGAGGGGCUUAUUUCAAACAGGGCAGAAAGGACUGAAUGACUUUCAGUGUUGGGAGAAGGGGCAGGCUUCUCAGAUCACAGCUUCCAACCUCGUUCAGAACUAUAAGAAGAGAAAAUUCACGGAUAUGGAAGACUGAAGGUCAGAAGAACACAGAAUUGCUCCUUGUGGAGUUACUGCUCUGUGUGUCCUUGAUAGAUCCUCAUUGACCUUAUAAAGGGCCAUGUCAUGGCUUAUUUCCCACAACAGUGUCGGGAGCAGUGCCAUCUGUUUGGGAAAGGACGUGGUGCAGGAAGUCCCUGGCCUGUAUGGCUUAUAAGACUCUCCCACCCUGCUGACCCAUAGCCGGGGAGAAACCAAAGUCUUUUGUAAAAUACAGUUACCACAUGCAUCAUAAUACAAUUGGAACUGGGAUCCCUUAUAUCCGGGAGUGUGACACCCUCCGAUGUCCACUUUCGCUGCUCCAAAGGACAGGUACAAAUGGGCCAUCUGCCCACAAAUGUUCUCUUGAACUUAACUGCUGCAUCUUCCUUAUGGCUGCUCCGAGGACAGCACCUCCAGAAUGCUGGCCUUACUUGUGAAUGUCUCCUGCGUCCUGCCUGCGAGGAGUCACCCCAAUUUCCAGAAACAGUUGCCAAGAAUAAAGAAGGAAAAUGAUAAGACAGAUGAAUGGUAGGGCUUUUACUAAAGAGAAAGCAUUGCUCUCCUCCUCUGCAGUCAGGGCUUUGGGGACGGGGCUUCACAAAACUCUGUGGUCAGCCUGGAGGGGAAAUGGUUAACCUGAGCUUGUCUUUCGCCUUGAGAUCUUUAGAGCCACCCGCCCAGCAAUCCAUUCCCUCCCUAGAAAAGCUGUCAUGGAGUCAUUUGCAGCUGCAUAGUAGUUAUUAAAGGGUGUUAACCAAGCCGUCUUAUUUUGAAAGCUGGACUUUAGGAUUGCUGGUUAGGAAGAGCCCUGUUUGAGAAGCUGAACAUGGCAAAUGUAAGUGGCAGGAGACCUUGACUAUGUUCUUCCUCUUUGGUCAAUUUUGCGGCAUUAUGACCUAGAGGAUUCCUGACCGUUUACCGAGAAUGUGUUUAAGCAUGUUUAAGCAAGCUCAAAACUCUUCCUGGAGAUCAAGGCAGAAACCUCAGGCUGAGUAAGAAGCAUCGUUCCCUGGGGGACACCAUCUGACGGGCAGUUGUCUCCACACCAGCUUCCCAUAACGACUGAGAAUGGUCUUUGUCAUUAGAAAUCAUAGAGGGGUUUGGGUAUUCAGAUUGUGCAGAUGUCUCGAUGCAAACUUGGAAUGCCAGAACAGCUUUUGAAAUGCAUGUUUUAAGAUGGAACCGAUGUUUUUAUAAUUUGAUUUUGGUGCUAAAUAAAUGACCCACUUAGCACAUGAA
Molecule: messenger RNA, 5944 nt
Organism: Felis catus (domestic cat)
Lineage: Eukaryota; Metazoa; Chordata; Mammalia; Carnivora; Felidae
Gene: GINS3
Product: GINS complex subunit 3
Exons: 7
Coding region: 4050-4700 (216 amino acids)
Biological process (GO): mitotic DNA replication initiation
Cellular component (GO): GINS complex
Source: RefSeq, a predicted model, not a curated record